AUGACUCUGAGCUCAGAGAUGUCGGAUGCCUCCAUCCUCUCGGAAGAGACCGACAUAGACGUGGUCGGCGAGGGGGAGGAUGGAGACGGACACACUCGCUCCUACGUGGAUGAGGUGGCGGAGAUGCGCGACGGCAUCCUGCUGUCCGGCUCUCCUCCCCCGUGCAUGGACGGGUCCUCCUCCCCGAGGGACAGCUACAAGCCGGCGGGGAAGAACACCCUGGUGAAGCCUCCCUACUCCUACAUCGCCCUCAUCACCAUGGCCAUCCUGCAGAGCCCCAAGAAGAGGCUGACCCUCAGCGAGAUCUGCGACUUCAUCAGCAGCCGCUUCCCGUACUACCGGGAGAAGUUCCCGGCCUGGCAGAACUCCAUCAGACACAACUUGUCCCUCAAUGACUGCUUUGUGAAGAUACCGAGGGAGCCUGGGAACCCUGGGAAGGGCAACUAUUGGACCUUGGACCCGGAGUCGGCAGAUAUGUUCGAUAACGGGAGCUUCUUGCGGAGGAGGAAGCGCUUCAAGAGGCAGCAGGCUCAGGACCUUCUGCGGGAACACAACGGGUUCAUCCCCGCAGCCGCCGCGUACGGGUACGGGCCGUACGGCUGCGGGGGGUACGGCAUCCAGCUGCAGUCCUACCACACGCACUCUGCACUUUUUGCAUUUCAGCAGCAGCAGCAGCAGCAGCAGCACUCCAGGCAUCCACACUCCUCUCUGAUGCCCAGCAGCACGGACGUACCCAGGAGCCGCUUUUACCCGCAGCUCAGCAGCCUGGGCUUGCAGGCCCCGGUGCAGAAGUCCGGCUCUGCGGUGCAGCGGUCCCCGUUCUCCAUAGAGAGCAUCAUCGGAGGGUCGCUGAGCCCCUCCAGGACUUCUCCGGCCGUUCUCCCGGUCUUACCCUCCUCUCUGGGGCCUCCAGCGGGCAGCCAGCCGCAGAGCGUCCGCCCCGGAGCUGCUUUACACCCGGUAGAAAACUUUGCCAACAGGGUCCUCAGCGACUGUUAA
Messenger RNA from Anoplopoma fimbria (sablefish), 999 nucleotides. RefSeq names its product forkhead box D1 (gene foxd1). Gene Ontology annotation, biological process: regulation of transcription by RNA polymerase II; anatomical structure morphogenesis; cell differentiation. NCBI's taxonomy places the organism in Eukaryota, Metazoa, Chordata, Actinopteri, Perciformes, Anoplopomatidae. The transcript has a single exon. The record is from RefSeq and is a predicted model, not a curated record. The coding region runs from base 1 to 999 and encodes 332 amino acids. Gene Ontology annotation, molecular function: RNA polymerase II cis-regulatory region sequence-specific DNA binding; DNA-binding transcription factor activity, RNA polymerase II-specific.